Messenger RNA from Chanos chanos (milkfish), 1669 nucleotides. RefSeq names its product solute carrier family 22 member 13. The record is from RefSeq and is a predicted model, not a curated record. Bases 50 to 1669 code for a protein of 539 amino acids. Gene Ontology annotation, molecular function: transmembrane transporter activity. The transcript has 10 exons. Gene Ontology annotation, cellular component: membrane. NCBI's taxonomy places the organism in Eukaryota, Metazoa, Chordata, Actinopteri, Gonorynchiformes, Chanidae. Gene Ontology annotation, biological process: transmembrane transport.
AGCUCUCUUCCGGGUCAGGUUCUUUGGGUGAAUCCUAGCAGGGAUCAUCAUGGCAGAUUUUGGAGAGAUCCUUCGGGCUGUUGGUGAUUUUGGACUCUUCCAAAAGCUUCUCUUAUUUGGGCUCUGCUUCCCAAACCUCCUUCUACCUUUUCACCUUGCCAGUUUAAUCUUCAACCAGGCAGACACUGGUCACCACUGUAACACAGAUUGGAUCUUGAGGAUAGACGCUAAUCUGUCCAUAGAAGAACAGCUGAAUCUGACUGUGCCUUGGCUUCAGGAUGGCUCUUUCAGCAGCUGUGAGAUGUUCAUCCCUGUAGACUGGGAUAUCAGUGCUAUAAGAGAGCAUGGCCUCAACGAAACCACCUCCUGCACCAGUGGAUGGGUGCAUUAUGAUUCAAUUUAUGAAUCAACCAUAAUCACUGAUUUUGAUCUUGUCUGUGAAAAUGGCAAUGCAGUUGGACUGGCACAAACUGUCUUCAUGGCUGGUAUUCUUGUCGGGUCGCUGCUGUUCGGUCCUUUUGUUGAAUCGUUUGGUCGCCAGCGAGCCACACAGAUACCUGUAGUGCUCAUGGUGAUUUUUACAGUGGUGACAGGUCUUUCUCCAAACUUCUAUAUGUAUCUUGUAUCCCAGUUUAUUGUUGGAAUUUCAUAUGGUGGAUAUCGGGUCAACUGCAUUGUACUUGCAACUGAAUGGAUUGGAGUCAAAAAGAGGUCUUAUGCAUCUUUUUUGACACAAGUCCUGGGCGGCGUGGGACAGGCAGUCCUCGCUGGAAUUAUAUACUUUGUCCGAAACUGGAGAAUCGCCCAGUUCGUCAUGGCAGCCCCAAUUGCUGUGGUGGCUUGUUACAUAUGGUUCGUUCCAGAGUCUGCUAGGUGGCUCCUGGAUCGAGGUAAAACUGAAGAGGCCAAAAAGCUGAUUCUCAAGGCAGCUGCAAUUAAUAAACGCACAAUCCCUGACUCCAUACUGAUGAAGCUCACAAAUGAUAAGCCAGUAGAGAGAGGGGGAAUUAAAAGUCUCUUUGCCUCACCUAUUCUCAGGAGGUACUUCCUGUAUUUAACAUUUGGAUGGUGUGCAUUAAACCUGUCAUAUUACUGCCUUUCUCUGAACGUUGGCAAAUUUGGCCUCGAUAUAUUCGUUACACAACUCAUAUUUGGCCUGACAGAGGUGCCAGCUCAUUUAAUCUGUCUAUGGCUACUGGAAGCAGGAGGAAGGAAACUGGUCCUCAUGAGCACACUCCUCGUGGGAGGCUUUGUCUGUCUCCUGAUCCUCGCUGUUCCUCAAGAUAGUGCCAUUGCAAUUACUGUUCUUGCAACUGCUGGGAGAUUUUUAAUGAAUGGUGCAGGCUCCGUCUGCAACAUUUAUGUUCAAGAGCUGUUUCCCACUUCCAUCAGACAGACAGCUGCAGGCCUGGGUGCCACAGCCACACGUGUUGCUGGGAUGCUGUCUCCCCCAUUGAACCUACUGGAGGUUUACCACUGGACCAUUCCCACUCUGGUCUUCAGCACCCUCUCUCUCAUAGGUGGGGCUCUCGCCUUCCUUCUGCCUGAGACCAGACGCAAGGAGCUGCCAGACUCCACAGAGGAGGCAGAGGGAAGGAGGAAAGUGGAACUCGUGGAGAAGAAGGAGCUUGGUCAAGCAAAGGAGGAAUGUAAAGCCACUAAGAUGUAG